CCCGCCCGGUUAUUGCGCGCGGGGCUGUGACCAUGAUGGCGGCGGAAGUGGGGAAUGAAUGUCUGCUGGCGGCGGCUGUGACUGUGGCGGCUCCGGGCGGCGAUGGAGAGACGGUUGUGCUCCAGCCUCCGCCGCAAAAAGUGUCGGACUUGGGCUCAUUGCGGCUCCUCGAGUCCGAAUCAUCGCCCUCAUCAUCAUCACCGCCUCCGGGCCCACUCCUUUCCGAGCCUGUCCUCGGCGCCGUUGCUGCCGCUACCCCUGUCUCCGGCACCCCUGCCCUCCCCUUGGCCCCGGACGAAGUGGAUUCUUUCGACGGCCAUGAGUUUGAAGAGGAAGAAGUGGCGAUCCCGCUGACUGCUCCUCCAACUAACCAGUGGUAUCAUGGAAAACUGGAUCGUACAAUCGCUGAAGAGCGGCUUUGUCAGGCAGAACGACCAGGAAGCUAUCUCAUCCGGGAAAGUGAUCGAAGACCAGGUUCAUUUGUGCUUUCGUUUCUAAGUAAAACAGGCGUGGUCAAUCAUUUCAGGAUCAUUGCAAUGUGUGGUGAUUAUUACAUCGGUGGACGGCGGUUUUCCUCCCUUUCAGACCUGAUUGGAUACUACAGCCAUGUGUCCUGUUUACUAAAAGGAGAGAAGCUUCUGUUUCCUGUAGCACCUCCAGAGCCUGUUGAGGAUAGAAGGAGAGUUCGAGCCAUCUUGCCAUACACCAAAGUUCCAGAUACAGAUGAAAUUAGUUUUCUGAAGGGGGAUAUGUUUAUUGUUCACAAUGAACUGGAGGAUGGAUGGAUGUGGGUGACCAACCUACGAACAGAUGAGCAAGGCCUCAUCGUCGAGGAUCUAGUCGAGGAAGUGGACCGUGAAGAAGAUCCACACGAAGGAAAAAUCUGGUUCCAUGGGAAGAUAUCAAAGCAAGAUGCAUAUACUCUGCUAAUGACAGUUGGCCAAAUAUGUGGCUUUCUUGUAAGACCAUCGGAUAACACACCGGGUGACUACUCGCUUUAUUUUCGGACAAAUGAAAAUAUUCAACGCUUUAAAAUAUCUCCGACGUCGAACAAUCAAUUUAUGAUGGGCGGCCGAUAUUACAACAGCAUAGAGGAAAUCAUUGAGCACUACAGGAAGGAGCAGAUUGUUGAAGGAUAUUACCUUAAAGAUCCUGUCCCAUUGCAGCAUCAAGAGCAAGUGCUCAAUGAAUAUGAUGGUAGAGAAAUAUACAAUACAAUCCGGCGCAAGCCGAAGGAUGCACUUUAUAAGAAUAUAGUGAAGAAUGGCUACCUCUGGAAAAAAAGCAAAGGUAAACGAUGGAAAAACUUAUACUUCAUUUUGGAGGGGAAUGACUCCCAACUUAUCUAUUUUGAAAGUGAAAAGAGAGCCACAAAACCAAAAGGAUUAAUAGAUCUCAGCGUUUGUACUGUAUAUGGAGUUCAUGACAGUCUGUUUGGCAGGCCAAACUGUUUUCAAAUAGUAGUACAGCACUUUAGUGAAGACCAUUACAUCUUCUACUUUGCAUCAGAGACUCCAGAACAGGCUCAGGACUGGAUGAAAUGCCUGCAGGUAUUUUGCAGUAACUUGAAGAAACCUCUGCCACCAACCUCUAAUAAACGCCUUCGACAGGUCAGUAGCCUGGUGUUGUAUGUGGAAGAAGCCCAUAAACUUCCAGGGAAAUAUUUCACACAACCUUACUGUAACAUCUCCCUAAACAGUGUUCAAGUAGCAAAAACUCAUGCCAGGGAAGGGCAAAAUCCUGUAUGGACAGAAGAAUUCGUUUUUGAUGAUGUCUCAUCAGACAUAAACAGAUUUGAGAUAAGUCUCAGUAACAGAACAAAGAAGAGCAAGGACCCUGAUAUCUUAUUCAUGCGCUGCAUGUUGAAUAAGUUACAAAAAGGGCAGCUGAUCGAUGAAUGGUUCCCCCUCAGUUCACAUUUUCCACUAAAAGGAAUUGAACCUGGUUCUCUACGGGUAAGAGCACGAUAUUCAUUGGAAAAAAUCAUGCCAGAAGAAGAAUACAGUGAAUUCAAAGAGCUUAUUCUUCAGAAAGAAUUCCAUGUGAUAUAUGCCUUAUCCCAUGUGUGUGGCCAGGAUCGCACAUUACUGGCCAGUAUUCUACUGAGAAUUUUUCGGCAUGAAAAGCUUGAAUCACUGUUACUACAGAUACUCAAUGACAGAGAAAUUAGUAUGGAAGAUGAAUCCACCACUCUCUUCCGCGCCACAACCUUGGCAAGCACACUUAUGGAACAAUAUAUGAAAUCAACAGCAACACCAUUUAUCCAUCAUGCUCUGAAAGAAACCAUCCUAAAGAUAAUGGAGAGUAAACAGUCAUGUGAGCUAAAUCCUUCCAAACUUGAAAAAAAUGAAGAUGUGAACACUAAUCUGGCACACCUAUUGGCUCUCCUCUCAGAAUUGGUGGAGAAGAUUUUCAUGGCUGCAGAAGAACUGCCUCAGGCUUUGAGAUAUAUUUAUGGAUGUUUACAAAAAUCUGUCCAACAGAAAUGGCCGAAAAAUCCCACAAUGAGAACCAGAGUUGUGAGUGGGUUUGUUUUCUUGCGAUUGAUUUGCCCAGCCAUCCUCAAUCCACGGAUGUUCAGUAUCAUUUUGGAUCCUCCUUCCACAACAGCUGCGAGGACUCUCACUCUUGUUGCAAAGUCCCUUCAAAACUUAGCAAAUUUAGUGGAAUUUGGAGCUAAGGAGCCCUAUAUGGAAGGUGUAAAUCCAUUUAUCAAGAACAACAAGCACCGAAUGAUUAUGUUCCUAGAUGAAUUAGGGAACGUCCCAGAGCUUCCUGACACUACAGAGCACUUUAGGACCGACUUGUCUCGUGAUUUGGCAGCUUUGCAUGAAGUUUGCGCAGCACAUUCGGAUGAACUUCGCACCUUAAGCAAUGAACGAGGAGUUCAGCAGCAUGUAUUGAAAAAACUUCUGGCAAUUACAGAACUGUUGCAGCAGAAACGAAACCAGUAUUGUGCAUCCAAUAGGUAGCAGCCUUCCUGUUCAGAGAAUUCUGCAUGGAUUAACAUGUCCCAAGUUUGUCAGAGGGCAACUCACAGCAAUCUCACUUUCUUUUGUUACUUCUGAAAUAACACCCAUGUACAACAUUCCUUCUAGCGUGUGAACUAUGCAACAGAAAAACAGCUGGUUGAUGUUUGCAUCAGUAACUUAGCUAUUUGUGCAGGCCACUUCUUGCACUUCCUUCUCUGAACCAAUCACUAGCCGCUGAGCCUUGAUGUACCAGUCAUCUUUCACAAAGCUAGGUGAAUCGACAACAUAGACUUUUAAGGUGUUUAAUAUUUCAAGUUGCCAAAGUUCCCAAGAUCUAUCCAGAGCUGCAGUAUGAAAUGCCAGUCAACUGACAAGAUGAACAAGUUGAACUACUUGUGUUUGUUAUAACUGGAGUAAGGGCUGUAAAGUGUUUAUACUGUAAUUUCUGACUGACUACUUUUAUGGAUAAGAUUGCUUACAUCUUUAAUCUCUGGUUAUAUUUAUAGUUUGUUGGAAAUGUCUUUAAAUACCAAGGUUCCUCACUGAAGACUGGUUAUUUUAUACUCUAGAAAAGAAUUCUGCAACAAGCAUUCAUUGCAUGAUGAAUGUGCAGAGAGAUCACAGCAAUUGUUGUGCCACUAAUUUUGAUCAGUUUAAUUACACUGUAUGAUUGGCUGAGUCUUCCAUUAAAGACGAUAGUGAGAAGUUCUGUUAAAGUUACUUAAUCAAAAGCUUUGUAUGUAUAAUGUUUACAAAUGUAAACAAAUUCAAUAGUUGAAUAAAUUUAUUGAUCAUUGUAUUGAAAAUGCAUGCACUUAUUAAACCAUUUUGUAAAGUA
Carcharodon carcharias (great white shark) is the source of this 3810-nucleotide messenger RNA. Its product is annotated as ras GTPase-activating protein 1-like. Gene Ontology annotation, molecular function: protein binding. Lineage: Eukaryota; Metazoa; Chordata; Chondrichthyes; Lamniformes; Lamnidae. The transcript has 25 exons. The coding region runs from base 33 to 2972 and encodes 979 amino acids. Gene Ontology annotation, biological process: regulation of GTPase activity. The record is from RefSeq and is a predicted model, not a curated record.